Molecule: messenger RNA, 2099 nt
Organism: Coregonus clupeaformis (lake whitefish)
Lineage: Eukaryota; Metazoa; Chordata; Actinopteri; Salmoniformes; Salmonidae
Gene: pacc1
Product: proton activated chloride channel 1
Exons: 8
Coding region: 191-1276 (361 amino acids)
Source: RefSeq, a predicted model, not a curated record
AUAAUUAGGUGUAGGCUACUGCUUAACUACGCACGAACGUGACCAAAUCCGCCUGUUAAAUAUCUCUACCUGCGUGAGAGCCACAUGAGGAUAUUUUUUUUAUUAUUAAUAAAAAUGGAUCAUUUAUAAUAUCCGGAGUUUUAAUGAACUAUAUAUAGUAAGUCCAAGUAUUCUUUGAAGACGAGUCGGAAUGCUUAGGAAGGAGACCUCCCGUUCAUACCAAGAAUUCAAUGACGAGGAGGAAGAACUACAAACCCCAGACUUCUACCAAGACAAUGGCAGUGCCAACGGUGGCCCGGAGGAGCCAGAAGAAUCCAUUGCCAGUGUUCUACCAGAGGAAGACACAGUGAACGGCAACACGUUUACGUUAUUCAACAAGGCCUGUCUGAAGAACGUGUUCACCGUCCUGCUACUGUUCAUCUACCUGGUGUUGACUGCUGUGGCUGUGUUCCUGGCCUACCAAACCAUCACCGACUUCAUGGAGAAGCUCAGUCACCCUGUCAUGUCCGUCACAUACAAGGAGGUGGAUGUCUUCUCUCCCCCAGGCAUCGCCCUGUACCCUGGGACGGCUCAGCUGUUGAGCUGUCAGCACCACCACCAUGCCCAUAUCCCCCCGCUGGUCACCCCAGGGAAGCCCCAGCCAGGAGACUGUGUCAUGGAGGAGGUGACCUACACUGGCCCCUUCACCAACCACACCGUGAAGCAAGCCUUGGUGGUCAGCGGUCCAACAGAUGUCAGAAACAGGGAGUUAAUCUUCCUGCAGUUCAGUAAGAACGAGACAGAAGAAGAUUUCAGUGCCAUCACAUACAUGCUCUUCGACAAAUACAACGACCUGUCCAGAAGCGUGGAUAAAUCAGCGUUCAUGCAGGCCUGUGAGAGGAACUACUCCAUGAGGACGUUCUCUGGAGGCUUCAGGACCUGGGUCAAGAUGUCACUGGUCAAGACCUCUGGGAAGAAGAACGAGUCCAUGGAGUUCCGGCAAGAGUCUAGUGUGGUCAAAUAUAAUGACAAGAGACCUGUAUCAGAGCAAGAAGCCAUUCAGCUUUUCUUUGUUGCGUUUGAAUGGAGGGAUCCCUUUGUACAAGAAGUCAGAGAUAUCGUGACAGCCAAUCCGUGGAAUACAGUUGCAAUUCUGUGUGGCGUGUUCAUGGCUCUGUUCAAGGCUGCUAACUUUGCCAGUUUCAGUGUGAAAUGGGUCAUCAAGAUUCGUAAGAGGCACCUGAGAAACAGAAACAAGGAACUGAACCACAUCGGCUCAGAGAGACAUAGUAGCUAAUACUCAUAUUAAUAGAAUAGAAUAAUCACUUUAUUUUUCCCGUGAAGGAACUUCUUUCAACCAAUCACCGAGGCACUUGCUUUUAAUGGCAAAUAUUGCCCAGGUUUUAAAAUGUUGUUUUGGGAUCAUCACAUCAGAUUUUGUACGUAUAAAUAUUGAUGAGAUGGUAACGUGUAUACGAUUUUAGACAACUCAACCAAAGGUCAAAUUCACAAUGAUUUUUGUUGUUGUCAGACUUACGUUUCUUUAUACAUAAGUCAUAUGUAGCAUUCCAAAAUGUUACUGGGAAAUAUGAUUGGAAAAUGUAUUUAUGAAUGUUAUGAAACUGUUGCUGAGGAAAACUUGUUUCUGAACCAUCAAAAACUGACAUGAACUGUAGGCCUAUCAAGAUAAAUUCCUCAGUUUACCUGCCAUAACAUUCUUAAAUCUGAGUUUAAAUUGAGCAGUGAGAUGUUUUAAAACGUGUAUUCUUUUUAGAAUAACUUAAAUUGUUAAGUAUCUUAUCGCCUCUGGAUAUUUUAUGUAUAUAAAAAAAAAAAGGGAACAGUGAGUAGUGCUUACCAAAUGUGGACCAUGAUGCAAUUGCUUAUUUGUUUGUUUUUCCGUGGUUUGUUUCCCUUUUACAAAGAAUGAAUGUAUAUAGAAUGAAGGAGUCAGUUUUAACUUUAUAUCUCACUGGAUUACUCAUACGACUGAACAACUGACUCAUACGACUGAACAACAGACUCGUACGACUGAACGACAGACUCGUACGACUGAACGACAGACUCAUACGACUGAACGACAGACUCGUACGACUGAACGACAGACUCGUACGACUGAA